Messenger RNA from Coturnix japonica (Japanese quail), 1420 nucleotides. It is a transcript of the gene YJU2, whose product is annotated as YJU2 splicing factor homolog. The record is from RefSeq and is a predicted model, not a curated record. Lineage: Eukaryota; Metazoa; Chordata; Aves; Galliformes; Phasianidae. Gene Ontology annotation, cellular component: U2-type catalytic step 1 spliceosome. Gene Ontology annotation, biological process: mRNA splicing, via spliceosome.
GGCGGAGGGGGCGGGAUUCCUAUCCCGGAAGCGGAGGGCGGCGGCGGACAGCUCCGUGUACGCUGUGAGCUGAGAGCGGUGCGCAGCCAUGUCGGAACGGAAAGUCUUAAACAAAUAUUACCCGCCGGAUUUCGAUCCGGCCAAGAUCCCGAAGCUGAAGCUCCCGAAGGAUCGACAGUACGUGGUGCGACUCAUGGCCCCGUUCAACAUGCGCUGCAAGACGUGCGGUGAAUACAUCUACAAGUGGAAGAAGUUCAAUGCCCAGAAGGAGACUAUUCAGAAUGAGGUGUAUCUGGGGCUGCCCAUAUUCCGCUUCUACGUCAAGUGCACAUGGUGUCUGGCAGAGACCACUUUCAAGACAGACCCUGAGAACACGGAUUACACCAUGGAACAUGGAGCCACUCGGAAUUUCCAAGCUGAGAAGCUCUUGGAGGAAGAGGAGAAGAGGAUGCAGAAGGAGAGGGAAGAGGAGGAGCUGAACAACCCCAUGAAGGUCCUGGAGAACCGAACCAAGGACUCCAAACUGGAGAUGGAAGUUCUGGAGAACCUACAGGAGCUGAAGGAGCUCAACCAGCGCCAGGCAAACGUUGACUUCGAGGCCAUGCUGCAGCAGUACAAGGAAUACGAGGAGGAGCAGAAACGCAGGGAGCAGGAGGAGGAUGAGCAGGAGAUGAAAGCCAUGUUGGAGCAGGCCCAGAACCGCCGGCUGCUGUCGGACUCCGACUCAGAUGAAGAGCCUGCAAAGCCAGGAACCAAACGUGCGGUGAAAUCAAGGCCUACAGAUGUCCUGCAGGAGGACCCUCAGCCCCAGAGCAAGAAGCUGAAGACUGAAAGCUGGGAGCGGAGCGUGGGCAAAUGGAACAGCAAGACACAGCUGGCUGCACUGGUGACAGCCAGGAAACAGAAGCUGAGUGACCCCCAGGUUAAUGGGGCAGAGAAUCGAGGCACCACAACCAGCACCGGCUCCCUGCCCAGCACUGUGAGCACCACAUCAUCCCUCAGCUUGUUGGGAGCUUACACGGACAGUGAGAGCGACUGAGGAGCAUCGGGAUCACACACUGCUGCCCUGCCCGGAGCUGCUCAGCCCCACAGCACUCCCAGCCCCACAGCACUCCCAGCCCCACACGUCAUCCCCUGCCGUCCUGCAGUGGGGCUGUGGGCCCCAAUCCUGCACUGUGGGGUGACACAUCCCACUGCGGUGCUGGGAAGCACUGGGACCAUACAGGACUGUGCUGAUGGCAGCGUGGAGCCUUCCUGCCCCCACAGGGGGUGUGAACUCGGCGCUUUUUUGUAGCCAACCCCCCCCCCCCUUCUCUGCCCCCUCCUAUGGGGGGUUUAUGGGGAGCGCUGGGGUUGGCUGUGCCCACAGAGGGCCCCGAUCUGUGAAUAAACGUGGUUCUUUCAUAGGGUCUGACCCACA